This is a messenger RNA of Vicia villosa (hairy vetch), 504 nucleotides long. RefSeq lists its product as uncharacterized. The coding region runs from base 1 to 504 and encodes 167 amino acids. Lineage: Eukaryota; Viridiplantae; Streptophyta; Magnoliopsida; Fabales; Fabaceae. The record is from RefSeq and is a predicted model, not a curated record. The transcript has a single exon.
AUGACAGUUCCAUUUAGAAUUAAAGCUUUUGGUUGGAGGCUUUUUCAUGAUAGACUUCCCACAAAGAAUCUUUUGAUGCUUAGAGGUUUAACUUUCUCUUUAGAUAAUAUUAAUUGCCCUUUGUGUGGAAGUGGUUUGGAAAGUAGUAAUCAUUUAUUCUUUGGUUGUUGGGUGUCUAAGAAGGUGUGGAAUGAGAUUGCUUGGUGGGUUGCAAAAGGGGAUCCGGAGGAGGAAGAGAGUUUGUCUAGUUUUAUGGAGUGGCACAAUUUUUUUCAUCAAAAUUAUGUCAACGAAAGAAGAUCGGGUAUUGUGUGGCUUGCCACCACUUGGACUCUUUGGAUUUUAAGGAACGGGGUUUGCUUUCGGAAGGAUAAUUGGAGUGUGAAUAACACCGUUUGGAACAUUAAGGAGCUGGCUUGUAGGUGGUCCUUUCAUGGGAAAAUUAAUUAUUCCAAUUACUCCUUUUACGACUUUGUUAAGGAUCCCUUUCGUUUCCUCUCGUAA